AGGUCACGUGCUGCAAGAUCAAAGCAGAAAGGAACUGAGCUGUGUGACGUCAUGCCGUGAGCGUUCACGUGCACACAAGUGAGCGAUCUCACGCGUGCGCACAUAAAACGCUUUGAAAGCUGCAACUGCAUUAAAAUCAGAAUCGUUUUGAUGGAGAAGCCCCUCGCUAAUAAAUCACAGACGCAUAAACAGUGUUUUAGUUUCAGCGCCGACGUUGAAGUCGGUGUUGUCAAACUUUCAAUCAUACCUGUAGCUAGUUCUUUGAAUCUCUCAAAUGGGUUGAAUGGCGGUUGUUUUCCACCAUCAUCGCAGAGCAUUCCUCCAGCAGGUCCAACGCCUGAUUCAAGAAAACCCGCGACUCCGGCAGCUGUGCUCCGAAGCAGUUUGCUAAUGUGAUGGUUAACUAGCUAAAGAAUCCCAACAUAUACAAGGUACUUAAAAAACCAAGGGAACGAAGAAGGAUGAGGAGAAGUCGAGACAGCGAUCUGACUGAUUGGUUAAUCUGAGGCUCUCAGUGCUUCUCGGAUUCACACACAAAUGUACCGUCGAUUUCCUCAAAUAUCAAGCGUGGUCCGGUGCACGCUGUCACUACCGAUCGGUGCCAAUGUCAUUCCCAAUAUGCGCUGGCAUGACGUCGGAGCAGCAUGAGUACGAGCAUUUUUUUUUUUUUUUUUUUUUUUGCCGAUGCCCGUCAUGCCGCCCCCCACCACGAUGCCGCCCUGGGCAACCGCCCGUGUCGCCCGUAUCAAAAACCGCUACUGUACACCUGUGUAAAUAAUUAACAAUAAAAUAAUGCUUCCCAAAGAUAUUUAGGACAUUUUUAAUUCACCCUGUAAAUAGAUAAUGAAGAACUGAGGUACACGAAUGAAAUUAGUUACUGCUAAAAACCUGCUUAGCUUAUGAAAACAGCAUUUUGAGCACAGUAAAAAUGGCUUUUUGAUUUUUUCAAAUUAUCCUCGUGCUUAUUCAGAGGGACAAAAAGACCCGUGCAAAUAUAUUCAGUUAUCAGGUUUAAGAAAUUAUUACAAAAAAUAUAAAACCUUGAAAAUUCACACAAUGUGGGAAAAAGAAAGCAAUAAGCAUUUAUUUUAUUUUCUGAUCAUUACGGAAACGUGAAGACUUUAGAGGCUAUUGGAAAACUUUAGAUCCUCCUACCUACUCCUCAGGCAGAGAGAUCCGAGGGCAUGGUGACGCUGUUAACCUGAUUGGUCAGUAGCUGACGAGUUCAUUCCCGUUACUUCUCUUAUCCAGAACGUAAUCAGUGCCGGGGAGGUUAUGGUCAACGCGAAACCCAAACAAAAAACGCUUCAAGCGGAAGCCAGAAAGAAUCCUGACCGUCUGACGACGAAAGAAAAGUGGAUGUCACUGAGCAACAACAAGACGGGAAACAUCUUUCUCACCCUGUUCAGCAUCUCUUCAGCCCUGGCUAUGGUGAUGCUGGGGGCCAGAGGCAACACAGCCACACAGAUGUCAGAGUGCUUGCAAGCCAAGGAUUGUUGGGGUGAUGUUCACAGCAGCUUUGCCAAACUUCUCACUGAACUCAACAGGCCAGAGGCUCUAUUUACCUUCACUGUUGCUAACAGACUGUACAGAGAGAAGUCCUGCCCCUUUACUCAGAAAUUCUUAAUACAAAGCAAGAAACAUUACAGCACAGAGCUGGAGUCUGUGGACUUCAAGACCAGGUCUGAAGAAGUCAGGAUUGAUGUCAACAACUGGAUGCAGCAACAACACCAGGUGGAUCACAUUUACACAUGUAACAUCACAGAGGUGGUGGAUGAAGAUGAUUUGAGUGAACUGACCAGGCUGGUGUUGUUCACUGCCACCCACUUCAGAGGCAGCUGGAUUAAAGAUUUCUCGUGGUUUGAAACUUAUGAUGCUCAAUUUUGGCUUAAUAAGCUGAAGAAGGAGCUGACCUAUAAAAAGUUUGUGGCUUGGACUCAUCCAGGCAAGAUGCAAACAUGUUACAUUGAUGUGAGGCUGCCUCGAUUUACACUGGAGGAGACGUAUGACCUGAACACAGUCCUGAGCAGCAUGAGCAUGGUGGACGUCUUUGAUCACACAAAGUGUGACUUCUCUGGCAUGUCUGGGCACAAAGAUCUGGUACUUUCAAAAGUCAUCCACAAGGCUUUUGUGAAGGUCCACGAGAAGGCAACUGAGGCUACUUUUGAAGCUAUAGGUGGGUGUGAGCUUCAGUCGGGCAAGAUAAGACGGGGCAAUUUAAGAUACUUCAUCGCAGACCACCCCUUCCUCUUCUUCAUCAGACAUAACCCCACCAUGAACAUCCUGUUUGCUGGUCGGUUCUGCUGCCCUGUGUGAGCUCUGUGUCCUUUAGAGCAGCUCAGUACCAGAAGUCUUUAGUGUUUAGUUGGAGAACCUUUCAAAAUCACUGCACAACAGCGCUGUAUUCAUAUUAAUA
Messenger RNA from Oreochromis niloticus (Nile tilapia), 2416 nucleotides. RefSeq names its product leukocyte elastase inhibitor B. NCBI's taxonomy places the organism in Eukaryota, Metazoa, Chordata, Actinopteri, Cichliformes, Cichlidae. Gene Ontology annotation, biological process: negative regulation of endopeptidase activity. The transcript is spliced from 7 exons. Gene Ontology annotation, molecular function: serine-type endopeptidase inhibitor activity. Bases 1276 to 2316 code for a protein of 346 amino acids. The record is from RefSeq and is a predicted model, not a curated record.